This is a messenger RNA of Aspergillus vadensis CBS 113365, 2976 nucleotides long. Its product is annotated as proline-specific permease. Lineage: Eukaryota; Fungi; Ascomycota; Eurotiomycetes; Eurotiales; Aspergillaceae. Gene Ontology annotation, biological process: amino acid transmembrane transport. Gene Ontology annotation, molecular function: amino acid transmembrane transporter activity. Gene Ontology annotation, cellular component: membrane. The coding region runs from base 1 to 2976 and encodes 991 amino acids. The record is from RefSeq and is a predicted model, not a curated record. The transcript is spliced from 16 exons.
AUGGAUUACGAGACGAAACACGACGAUGGCGACAAGACGUAUUCCGGAUUGCGUCCGUCGAUGUCCGUUGAAGAAGGUCAAGUCAAUUAUGGAGAGACAACCAAUGGCGGCCUCCAUCGCACGCUCAGUCCACGUAUGGUCCAUGUCAUCUCUCUUGGAUCCAGCAUUGGUAGUGGUCUUUUCAUCACGACGGGUCCAGCUAAUAUGUUUCUGGCGUAUCUCGUGGUUUGUGUCGGCAUGACGAUUGCUUUCCCGACAUCAGGGAAUUAUAUCGAUUAUGCGGAUCGGUGGGUUGAUCCAGCAUUGGCCUUUGGGGCUGGAUUUGCAGAGUGGCUUGGGUGGACGUCGGUAUUUGCAUCCGAAGCCAUGUUUGUAGUUACUCUGGUGAAUUAUUGGGCGGACGGGGUUGUGCCCGAGGCUGCUUUGCCCAUUUCUCUAGCUGUGAUCGCAGGCGCCGGUCCGUCCGGAUAUGUUCGACAUGGAAGCACCUGGCUACCCCUCCCAGAUAGAUAUGGCUUCUCCACCGCUACAUUACUUGCCAUCUGGGCCGUGGGAGACCAGGUCUUUAUUGGCGUGAUGGCCGGCGAGGCCGAAUCUCCCCACUAUUCCAUGGCACGCUCGGCCAAUUUCGUUCCUUGGCGCGUGGGGAUUUUCUACCUUGUCUCGGUGGUAUUAAUCUCACUUGUAGUGGACUCUGAUGAUUCCCGGUUAAUGAAUGGCUCGAGCGUGGUCUCCUCGCCUUUCGUCAUAGCUGCUCAAGAUGCGGGUAUCUCGGGGGUCCCGGACCUGAUUAAUGCCUGCAUCAUACUCGGCAUUCUUGCCCUUUCUCUGGAGUGUAUAUACCUUCCAUCACGGAUCUUACGCACUAUGUCGCUGCAGGGACUGUUGCCGGUCUUCAUUGCGAAGGUCGACAGAAUAGGCCGUCCGAGAUGGGCGCUCACAUUGACGGCCGUUGCAGGAACAGUGUUGACUUAUCUGAGCUUGAGCGCCGACGGCACCGAGGUCCUGAACUGGUUCAUCUCGAUCACCAGCGCAUCCUUCUUCACCAACUGGGCGAUCAUCGCCUUUUCCUCCUUCCGCUUCCGGGCGGCGAUUAGAGCGCAGAGAAGCCAAUUGUUUGAAGCCCCUUAUGCAUGGCGGUCUCUUUAUUGGCCUCUGGCGCCUGUAAUUAGUCUUUUCGUUUCGGCGUUGCUACUAGUAUGCCUUCUUUACACCAGCAUCAAGCCAGUAGGCGGGGGUGCUUUUACAGCAUAUAGCUUCUUUUCAGCGACGAUUGGUCUAAUCGUUAUUAUAGUGUUCACCAUUGGCUACAAGAUCGUGCAUAGAACACCAUGGAGGGAUCCAGCGACUGCAGAUCUCAUCACGGGGCAUCGGGAGCUGACUGCGGCGGAGUUGCGUUGUGCAGGACUCUGCUUCAACGCCGACGCCGAGGAUCGAGCAAGCCUCUCCGAACUGAUCCAAAUCGACAAACACUACCUCUCCCGCAUUACACUCCGCACGAAACUAAUCCAAGACAAACGAGCCUCCGUCCUCGGCGCCAGUCCCCGCUCCAUCCCAGCCGUUAAAGAACUAUACUAUUUCCUGAUGAAUGACUACCUGCCUCAACGAUACAGCACUAUCUUCCAACGUGUCUCUACUACCACUAGCACUUCAGCAUCAGCACCCACCACCAGCAUGCUAAGAAACACAGUAACCGGCGAAACCAUCCCCACUACACCCCCAACCGACGCAAAAGAAGCCCUCGCCAUCAUCGGCAGGCAGGUGGAGGAGGACUUCCUCCUUCUUUUGCCACCACAGCCCUCUUCUAUACAAGAUGAUGACAAGAAGGAAGGUACUAACAAACAGAUGACCCUCGAAGCCUUCAUCGGCUGUUUUCCAAAUGGGUUCAACUGGGCAGAGAAGUUUCGCAAAUCGCUGGCGAAUAUUCAUGUUCCCUGGACCGUGUCCGUGGACGGGGUGCUGCAUGCUGCCAGCAGUAUGCACUUGUAUGAAGGGGAGGAAGUAGUCGAGUUGGAGGAGCUGGAUGUGGAUACGAUGCUAUUUCGACUUCCCAUUUCAAAUGCCGUGGUAUUCGUGGUCCGCACAUAUAUGUACCCGUUGCAGGACAUCAAGAAGGAAGGCAAUGGGCCGAGGUUAGUAGAGGCGAUAGCAGGGUUGAAGGAGGGCAGUUCGCCGGGUUUCCACUUCUACAAGCGCGCUGCGGUGUGGCAGAAGGCUGUGAGCGAGUACUUACUGGAUGGGGAACUGGAGGUGGUUGUUGCGCUAGUCAUCUAUUCUAUCACAAUUCUUGCCUCCUUUCACUUGCGACAUCUACUUAACCAUCAUGUACAAAUAGCUAUUGCAAGAGCAGCGAUUAUUCCUCCUGAGCAUCACCCAGAACCUGAUCCCCAAAUCCUAGCAAUCACCACCCCAAAAGGCUCACCCCUGCGCUACUUAUGCAUACCAGUCAUGAUAUGGAUCUUGAGCUUGGUGCUCCACCCAGUCAAAAACCCAUGGCAUGUAACAUCCCUAUUCGCUACCACCGCUUGGUUCAACAUUCUCUCAGCCCUGGAUCUGCUGCUACUCAACCCCAAAGAAGCCGAUAACUUUGUCACCAUCAACAAGGGAACAAGCAGAGUCAAAGUCAAGAGCUUCUUCUAUGGCUUACGAACCGCCCUGAAACUGCGCGUUAACUCCCGGAAAAUCAACACGCCCGAGGAAGCAAAGAACACGCCUCCCAUGCCGGGAUAUUACACCCAGGGGAAUGGCAGGGAUGCAUCAAAGGCUAUCUCCCGACGCCGAAAUGAAGAGCCGCAGCCGCAGCCGCAAAGUACCUUUGUUGAAGGCUCCUGGGUAGCGCUAUGGAUAGAACAAACCAUCGUGGCCAUAGUCGCUUGGUUCAUUGUAGGACGCAUCGUGAUCGGCUUCAACUAUCGUUUAGUUGCGGUAGUCGGUGUCGGUUUGCGGCUUGAAGCACCUGAAGGGUUUCCACCGUAA